Molecule: messenger RNA, 1198 nt
Organism: Manacus vitellinus (golden-collared manakin)
Lineage: Eukaryota; Metazoa; Chordata; Aves; Passeriformes; Pipridae
Gene: BTBD19
Product: BTB domain containing 19
Exons: 8
Coding region: 1-852 (283 amino acids)
Molecular function (GO): protein binding
Source: RefSeq, a predicted model, not a curated record
AUGGGCACCCCAUCCCUCACGGUCCCCUCUCCCUGCAGUGAUGUGACGUUUGUGGUGGGCCCGGAGCAGCAGAAGGUGUUUGCUCACCGCUGUGUGCUGGCGUGCCGCUGUCAGGCUUUCCAGGGGAUGCUCGCCCAGGUGCCAGUGGGCAACCAGGACUCCUCCAGCAGUGUCCCAGCCCAGGGCCCCUUCAUCCUGGGCAACGUGCAGCCUGAGGUCUUCCUGGCUGUCAUCGAGUUCCUCUACACCAACAGUGUCACCCUCAACAACCACAUCGCACUGGAGGUGCUGACCUCAUCGGUGGAAUAUGGCUUGCAGGACCUGUGCAAGCUCUGCGUCAGGUUCAUCAAGGACACUCUGAGCGUGGAGCAGGUCUGCGAGGCCCUGCAGGCUGCGGUGGCCUAUGGGCAGACAGACCUCCAGCAGCACUGCCUGGCCUUCAUCGAGGGCUGCACUGCGGCAGUGGUGCAGACACAGGGCUUCCGUGAGCUCUCGGAUGUGGUGCUGGCGCGGGUGCUGCGCAGCGACCGCCUGGCCGUGGAUGAGCUGGACCUGGUGCAGGCUGUGCGGGAGUGGGCACACGUCAGCUCGGCUGUCCUGGAGCGGCCGGUGCCUGAGGUGGCUGCUCUGCCCGUGCGGGAGCUGCGCCUGCCCUUGCUGGCACCCAGCGAACUGGUGACACUGGAGAGCCACAACCAGCGGGAUCUGCUCAUCCCGGUGGAGAGCAUCGCAGCGGCCUGGCGUGCCCACGCUCUGAGAAAGGGCAGUGGGGUGCCCUCCCGCCUCUGCCGGCCCCGCCGCGGCACACGGCCCCGUGACCAUCACCGGCACCUCGAGCCACACACCAAGUAGGGGCUGGGCAACGAGUUUUGUCCAGCCCAGCCAGGGGCUCUGCAGCAGGGCAGGCUGUGGGGCUGGCACUGAUGCUGCCACGGCUGGGAGCAUCGAUAAGGUGCUUUGUCCUAUGCCACGGUGUCAGGGCCAGGGCAGGAUGCCAAGGUCACCCCAAAAAGGGAUGCAGGGACUGGGGGCAGGGUAGAGCUGGGCUAUGGGAUGGGUACGAGGGCACGGCAGGCAGCCCAUACAGUGGCCGAGGGGUGGCAGGGCUGCAGGGGUCCCUGCGGGAUGGGGACACAGGAUGAGCUCUCCCUUCCCCGGGGCCGUGCUGCCCUCCCACGGCAGCGGGGCCAUGGUGCAG